Acipenser ruthenus (sterlet) is the source of this 4474-nucleotide messenger RNA. Its product is annotated as serine/threonine-protein kinase Sgk1-like. The coding region runs from base 161 to 1444 and encodes 427 amino acids. Gene Ontology annotation, molecular function: protein serine/threonine kinase activity; ATP binding; phosphatidylinositol binding. NCBI's taxonomy places the organism in Eukaryota, Metazoa, Chordata, Actinopteri, Acipenseriformes, Acipenseridae. The transcript is spliced from 13 exons. The record is from RefSeq and is a predicted model, not a curated record. Gene Ontology annotation, biological process: protein phosphorylation.
UUGUAAUGAGAUACUGGUAGCAAGUGUUGCAUCAGGCUCUCUCUUGAGUUACGCACGACAGAGCAGUUUGCAACAGGACUGAAGAAAACCAAACCUUGCGAAUCAUUUGGAGGGGUCUGGCUCGUCGUCAACACCACUAGUUCGUUGGAUUUAACAGUUCAUGGCAGUUACGGACUCUACCUGCGAUUUAACUCAGCCCAAAAUGAGGGGACUCGUAGCAUUUCUCACGGCAUUCAUCAAAGAAAGGAAAAUGGGCUUGAACGACUUUAUUCAGAGACUGGUAUCGAGCCCGCACAUGUGUCAACAUUCUGAUGUUCGAGUAUUUUUAAAAAUCGACGAAAACCAGAAUGAGGAAGCAGAAGACCAGAGUAGUUCUGCUGUAUGUCUUGGUUCUCAGAGAAGCUCACUAGCUGAGGAGACCCAAGUUAAGCCAUCUGACUUCGACUACCUUAAAGUAAUUGGAAAAGGCAGCUUUGGAAAGGUUCUGCUGGUCAGGCACAAGGAGAACUCAAAGUACUACGCGGUGAAGGUCCUGCAGAAGACAAUGAUCCUGAAAAAGAAAGAGCAAAAGCACAUCAUGGCUGAGCGGAGCGUCCUGCUCAAGAACCUGAAGCACCCCUUCCUGGUGGGGCUGCAUUUCUCCUUCCAGACCACAGACAAGCUGUACUUCGUGCUGGACUACGUGAACGGGGGAGAGCUCUUCUACCACCUGCAGCGGGAUAGAGUGUUCCUGGAGCCCCGGGCCCGAUUCUACACAGCCGAGAUCGCCAGCGCCUUGGGCUACCUGCAUUCCCUGCACAUCGUCUACAGAGAUCUCAAGCCAGAAAACAUCCUGCUGGACUCUCAAGGCCACAUCGUGCUGACCGACUUUGGGCUGUGCAAAGAGGGGGUCGACCCCAACAGCACCACGUCCACGUUCUGUGGGACCCCCGAGUAUCUAGCCCCUGAAGUACUGCAGAAGCAAGCCUACGACCGGACAGUGGACUGGUGGUGCUUGGGCUCAGUGCUUUACGAGAUGAUGUAUGGACUACCUCCCUUCUACAGCCGGAACACAGCGGAGAUGUACAAUAACAUCCUGCACAAGGCUCUGGUGCUCAAACCCAACGUGUCCAACGCCGGGUGCCAGCUGCUCCAGGGGCUGCUGCAGAAGGACCGCAAACAAAGGCUGGGGGCCAAGGAGGACUUCCUGGAACUCAAGUCUCACGCCUUCUUUUCCCCGAUAAACUGGGAUGACCUCACAGCAAAGAAAAUCAUCCCUCCUUUUGUCCCCUCCUUGGCAGGCCCCGUUGAUCUCCAGUACUUUGACACCGAGUUCACCCAGCUGCCCAUCACCAACUCCCUGCAGAACUCGGACAGCGUCCUGGUGACCAGCAGUGUCCGAGAGGCGGCCGGAGCCUUCCCCGGCUUCUCAUACGGGCCACCCGCUGACGACGCCUUCCUCUAGCCUCGACGUGAGCCUCUCUUUCGCCGGCCGACCUCCCUCCCUCACCGCACAAGAGCACUGACCACUGAACCCUAAGGGACGGUCGCGUGCAUCCCAAACCAAGAGCACCGCUCCCGAUCUGUGCAAGACGAAGGGUGAAACCUGCUGCCAGAACAGCGUGGAGGGACACGCUGCAAACAAGAUCAGCUGAGAAUCUACUAAAAUAGGUUAGCAGGCGUUGUUUAGCCUGUAUACCCUUCGGAUAUGUGAGUGUGCAGAGUGGUUACUGGUGCUGCCAGCGUCUUGUUAAAAAAAGCAGACAGACAUUUAAACCAUCCAGCAUCUUAGCUGCUUUUGACCCCUGGAGGACAACUGAUAGGAAUGCCAUCUCCCCCUGUCUUAGGGGCUGAAGGAUAAGGGCAUUAGCUAUUGGGAGUAGUGGGGGUUAUUUAUGUAGAUUUAUAUCUGUUAGAGCAAUCAUUUAUAUAUAAAGAUAUAUUUUUAUACAAUGUACUGUAUCACAUUUUGACUGACCCAAUCUAACCGAAGUAUUUCUGUAUGGUGCACUGAUCCCUUAGUGUCUAGAGGGGGUUGUGAACUAUGAUCCUAUAGUAUAGUACCCCUCCUUUUCUUCAUAGAAACUUGUGUAUCCAAUACACUACAUGUUUUAAAAGUAUAGUCUGCACUGCUUGCAUUUUACUGUAGGCUAUGGGCCACACCAGUUGUUUGGGACAUAUCGUAAACUAAUUGCACAGAAAUGGUACAUGCUGGUUUGCUUUGUAGAGGCAAGAUACAUUAUAAUCACAAGGUUGAUAACUAGGCUGUCACCUAUCAUUAAUAGGUAUUGUGACCAGCUUUAUCGAUCAAGUGGUUUUAACUUUGGAGGAGGUCAUUGAUACAGGGGUCAGAUCUGAGGGUCUUCAUCAUUCUCAAUAAAGCACAGUGGAGAAUAUAUCCAUUGAGAGAGGAUCUUAGUUUCGGAUCAGGAAAGGAUAAUCUGAGCAGAGAGCUCGAAAAAAUAUCACAUUUCUGAAUAGGGAAGUUGUGUUAUCUGUCCAGCAAGUGGCGACAUAGGCCUUUUUAAAAAAAUACAAUACAACCAGGCUAUGGCGCUCUGCAAGUCCUGAAUGGAAUAUUACAUUCUGCAUGGGCUGUAUUGUUUACAGCUCAGCAUUUAUGACAAAUGGUGGUCUUGACUAAAGAAGCUUGGAACUGAGACAGUGAUAUAAAUAGCAGGAUUCAGUGAUCAUACUGUCCUUCCAUGUACCUUCCACCAGCACUUAGCUACAGACACAGUCCACUGCCUGAUACUGUAUAACACUGUUUAUUUAUUGACUUGGAUUUUCAAGCAGAUGGGAUUGACUCCAAUCUGAGUUUACAUGGAGAUCGCUUACUCUUGCUGUGGGGAAUUCAUGUAGAAUUUAUCAGGAUACCCAACUGCAAGUGUUUUGAGAUGGGUUGAUUGAGUCAUUGUAUUUAUAUAGUUAUGCAUCAUGUAAAUAUGAAAGAUAUAUAAUGUAUGAUGACGAUCUCUUUUGUAAAAGAUGUUAAAAUCAUGUGAAAUGAAAAAGGUUCAAGCCUGUUGAUUGGUUUGAUUUUCUUACUGUAUGUUUUUUUAUUUUUUUUCUGGGGUCUGCAUCACCGUUGGUUUUCGUUUUCCCUGCCACUUCCAUGCAUUCUUGUCUUCUAUAAAGAAUGCUGCUUGACAUUGCAGUCGCUGUCUAUAGUUCAUUGCAGACUAAGGGCCUGAUUCAAUUAACUUGACGACCCAAACAGAAAAAUGAUUGACACAUACGAUUUUAAUCUUGGUGCAUUAUUCCACAACAUUGCCAGCAAUGGCAACCCUAUGGAUUUGGAACAAUGCACAGUAGUCCUGAUACAGAAGCACAUUACCUGCUGGUGAUAUGGUACCAUGGUAGUGCAAUACAUUACCCCAAAUCCAGAUAUUACAGUGAUUUUAACGUGGACUAUUCUACCAAGCCUCUUCCAGCCUCUAUCUUGGGCUGUACAUUUUAAUUGAAUAGUUCCUUCUGAAGAACUGCAGCCAUAAACCCAGGCAUUCUGGAACAAAAUCCACAAUAAACCCAGGCAUUCUAGAACAAAAUCCACACCAGCACUGAAGACCAGAAUAGAACCACUGAGUUACCAAAUAAACCCCCUGUAUACUUCCUAUUUGUUUACUCUCUGCCUGUUUACCCAAAUUAUACAUUAUAUUAACCAGGCAGUAAUUAUCAGUCAUUUUUUAUUGUAGAUAUAACCAACGCUUAUUUCAUUUCAUUAACCUAAACUGGCCCCAACCCUGAAUAUAAUCAAUACUAAUCACUCACUAAAUCGUAUUAAUUACUGCCUGGUUAAUAUAUACCGAAUGUAACUGUUUUACUAUAGAAUCGGAAGAUAUAUUUCCCCAUUUUUAGUGGCAUACAUACAUUCCAUCUUAAACCCAUAGAUGUAGGGCUAGUAUUUAGCCUCAGUAAUUCAUGGCUUUUGAAUUCUGGCAAUUGGUUAAAAUGUAUAAAUAUUUAAGACCUGAGCCUAGCCUUCAGGGUGGGUAAAGUCCAGCAUACAAGUGGGAAGACAUGAAACGGAACGGUUCUGUAAACCCAGAAGGAUGGAAAUGUGCUUGUUAUUGAAGCGUGCCCACUGUACCUGCUGAGACCGUUGCACAGCAAUGCUGUCGUGCUGCGAUCCCUCUGCGGGUACACGCUGACAAGAAGAAGAGCUUCACUGUUUUUACCUGAACUGAAACAACACGGUGCAGAUCUCUUAAACUCUCCACAAGAGCAGCAGUGACCAGCAUUCGUCGUUUUUCACGGCAAAGCUUCCACUAGAUAUUGCAACAAGCGAUACAGCUCAGGUGUGCUGUCAUUUCUUCCAUAUGUGGAAGACCUUAACUGUUCAUGUAUAUUUAUUUACAUUUGUUGUAAGCAUAAGGUAUUGUACUUUGAAACUCGUGGUUAGAGAAAGCCACAACUAGCAAAAAAAAAAAGAAAUAUUAAAUCAGGAUUAAAAUGUUCUGUAUCAAAACUAAUAAUAAUAAAUAAUUACGAUGGA